UGUCAAAACACCCGCAGUUGUACACAUCGCAUCGCAGCGCUGCAUCAACAAAAAUCCUCCGCAUCAGCACGAAAAGCACCUUAAUUUUUACGAGAAAAAGUUUUAUCAAAUCACACAAGAACCGAAAAUGGUAUUCGCCAAGUCGUGGGAAGACUUCGAGAUCGCCGCCGAGAACAUGUACAUUGCCAACCCGUGCCAGUGUCGGUUCACACUGAAGUACACCCACCAGAAGACGGCCGUCGUCCUGAAGCUGACCGACAACGCCAAGUGCGUCCAGUUCAAAACCGAGGUGCUGUCCGAUCUGAAGAGAAUAGAGAAGUUCACCGGCAAUCUGAUGUGGCUGAUGGCGUCCAAGGAACAGUGAUCGGAUUCAGGGAAGGGGUCACAAGUCGGAAUCCGUUCCAAGUGGGACCAUUUGGGGGUGUUCGUUCGUUCUUUUUUUGUAGGAUAAGUGUGGAUUUUUUUUCUCUGUUGCCGAGUGCAUGUGAUGGGAUGAAAUAAUGGAUUUUACGCGAGAAAUAUAGAUUCCGUACAUGUGCAAAAGUUU
Messenger RNA from Aedes albopictus (Asian tiger mosquito), 547 nucleotides. It is a transcript of the gene Srp9, whose product is annotated as signal recognition particle 9 kDa protein. Bases 128 to 364 code for a protein of 78 amino acids. NCBI's taxonomy places the organism in Eukaryota, Metazoa, Arthropoda, Insecta, Diptera, Culicidae. Gene Ontology annotation, biological process: negative regulation of translational elongation; SRP-dependent cotranslational protein targeting to membrane. Gene Ontology annotation, cellular component: signal recognition particle, endoplasmic reticulum targeting. Gene Ontology annotation, molecular function: 7S RNA binding. The transcript has a single exon. The record is from RefSeq and is a predicted model, not a curated record.